Molecule: messenger RNA, 3424 nt
Organism: Galleria mellonella (greater wax moth)
Lineage: Eukaryota; Metazoa; Arthropoda; Insecta; Lepidoptera; Pyralidae
Product: endonuclease/exonuclease/phosphatase family domain-containing protein 1-like
Exons: 6
Coding region: 322-2022 (566 amino acids)
Cellular component (GO): plasma membrane
Source: RefSeq, a predicted model, not a curated record
AUUGCAUUUAAUGUCAUAUCGUUGUCGUUGUGUGAUUCUGCCUUUUGCCUUGUGUAAUAAGUAUUUAUAUUGUUUGUUGUGUUGUUGUAAGGAAACAAACGUUCUUAAUAUACUUUGAAGAUAAUUCUUAUUGGAUUAUGUUAUGAAUUAUCAUGUGAUAUGAUAAGCGUACAGUUGAGUCGAGUCGACAGUUUUAAUUUACGAUUGCCGUGUAGAGACGGUCAUGGUCUUUGUACGUAAUCUAUUUUUUUUUCUACUUAAAUGAUAUUCUUUAGUGAAGUAAGUGAUUUUAUGAGUUGAUUAUUGAGUUGGUGACACAAUAUGGGACAAAGUUCUAGUUCAGUGACGACUGGCAGACGAAUCCCUAAUACUUCAAACAGGAGGAUGGAGAGACAUAAUUCCAUUCGAAGUCUUUUGAGACGAAGUACGAAAAAGAGAAGUAAACUUAGUCAUACAUUCAAUUUACCUUCGUCGAACGGGUCCGGAUGCUCUACGGAGUACCAGGAGCAAAUGAAUGUGAACACAGCUACUGAGGAGCAACUUAUGACUCUGCCUGAUGUGAGCAGACAGCUAGCACAAGAGAUAGUGCGACACCGGAAGGUGAUAGGAGGUUUUAAGAAAGUUGAUGAUCUUGCACUUGUCUCAGGUUUAGGUGCUGAAAAACUAGAAUUAUUAAGGCCCGAAAUAUGUGUAAAGAAACAAUUGUCACGUGCAAGCUCAUGCACACAGUCACUAGAUAGUGUAAGAAUAACAGGCGAGAGUAAACUAUGCUCCGUAAACUCUUCCAGUGUAUUCCAAUUACAAUGCGUACCUGGCCUUAACCAAGAAAUAGCUGCCAAUAUAGUAGACUACAGAAAUAAGAAAGGACCCUUUAAGUCAUUGGAUGAUUUAAUAAAAGUAAGGGGAAUGGACAAUAUAAAAUUGUUAAUUGCCAAACAGCAUUUAAGUUUGGAGUUAAGAAAGUACGAGAGUAUGCAGACACUGAUGUACAGAAGUGCGAAUGUUAACGGUUGGACAGAGCAAACGUCUGUAAGUGAUAUGACACCAAACGGAGGAACAAGCACACCAAAGAGUAGGUUAACUACGACAAGGCUACCAAAUGGUUUCGCUACUGCACCAGUCAAUGACAUUCUAGAGUUGCUCUCAGCGUGCUCCCACAGACCAUUGCCUGGAGAAAUGUUUAAUUAUGAGCGAUGUGGAGUUAGAUGUUGCCGAUUGGCAUCAUGGAAUCUUCACCAGCUCAGUUUAGACAAAAUAUUCAAUCCGGGCGUGAGAGAAGUGGUCUGUCUGACUAUUUUAGAAAACAAAUUAUCACUAGUAGCCAUACAAGAUGUGAUAGACAAGGGGGCCUUGAAAGAAAUCUGUGAUGAACUGAACUCGCCGGUGUUGCGACGAGUUAGAGAGUUUCAGUGCAAUAGUCGUAAUUGGGAAUAUUGCAUACCCGAGCAAAUGGAGAGUGAAAAUUUAGGCUUUAUCUACGACGCUGGAGAUAGGGGUAUAAAGAUUGAGCAUAUAACCGGCGACCAUCCUUGGAACUCCCGGCCCGAGGCGAGCCCCGCUCGGAGGCUAGUUGUGGAGUUAUCAGCAUUGAGUAGCAAACGAUUUACCAGCACUUCGGAAGUAUUCUUAAUCUGCGAGAGGCCGGUAGUUCUGAUGAACAUGCUCUGUACGGAGCGUUUGAACGAUGAAGAGUGCAUCGCUCUACAACGGGUGGCUGAGUUGGCGCUGAAUUCCGGGGUACAGCUUGCACUGGUCGGGGAAUUCUGUUCCUGGGACAACGUUCAAUCUCUACCCACGUAUGAAUCGCUACUGAACGAGGAUGUUAAAACGAGCGUCAACUCGAAAAAUACAAGCCAAAGUUCCAUAUUAUGUCCAGGGCCCAUAGACAAAUCCAGUUUCAAUGGAUAUUCAGGAGCCAUCAAGUCUGGACUCUGCCAUUUGGCGAUACCACGUGACUGGUCGUGGGGCGGCCCAGCGUCGCCAUUUUGUCCAAUUUGGGCCGAACUAAACGUCCCAGAUUGACGAAUGACGUCAUCGGAUCAUGGUAUAAAUAAUUUAGCUUAUUAUAUACAGUCAGCUAUGCUGAUUCAAUGCCUUGUGUUGGUGUUUUUGCAAUUAUUCUUUUUUAAUUGAGGUUAGGCGGCCAUCUUUGAUUUGUAAAUUUGCCGCCCUUUUCGGACAUAGUCACAAUUUAUUCCGUCGUGUGUCUUAAUUGUUGUAUCUUUCGUUUAGUAUUUGUGAUAUGAAUGUAACACAUUUAUUUAUUGUAGGCAUUAUAAGUAAAAAAGAUCUAAGAAAAUGUAAGUUACUUAAAUAUUUUUUUUAUUAGAAUUCUUAUUUAUCAAAUGGAACUAUUUUAUGGAGGAUAUCUACAGUUAUUUUAGCAAUUAUAGAAUGUAUCACAACCGUACCUAUUAUUAGUGUUAUUGUACGAUAGUACGUUAAUAUAAUUUAUGUAAAUAGUAUGUAAUAUUAAAUAUUCCCUCACUAAUUCAAUUUAUUAAUAUUGAAAUAACAUUAAAUCCAAUAUUGUGAAUCCAUUAAAUAGUUUCAAUUUAUGGAAGACUUAUUUUUUGAAAUUCUUUUUUUUUUUUAUAUAAUAAAUUAUAUUUUUUAUUCAAGUAACUUAUCUUCCCCGCUGAUAACAUAAAAGCAGCCAAAUUUUCUACUUCUAAAAAACAAAUAAACCUAAUUGUUGUACUGAAUUUUUAUAAUGAAUUUAAAUCGAUGUUCUUGAAAAAGCCCCUUGUACGCGCCCAUUUACUAUUUAAAUUACAGAUGCAUUUCCACUAAUGCGAUUGGAUGGUAGAGACCGUUAGGUGACGCCGGAUGUAAGCUAAUAAUGUUCUUUAUUAUUAUGCAUUAUAAAUGCAUAGCAAGCUUUACCGGGCGGCCUCGCUGUCAAGAGGAUAGCCUGUUAGGCACACUGCACAUUGCAUAUUGUAUUAAAUUUACAAAGAAUCAUGACCCACGCGGGGGUCAGGGAUAAAUAAAAAUAACUAAACUUGGGUCACGGCAAAUAAAUCAGUGUGUUUAGUGCGAGUUGUGCAAAGAUUUAGUUUUUUUUUAAUGGAUGAAAAUGGAUUGCUAGCCCCGCCCCGUUUGCGCCAUCGGUACACGUUGGCGAGGCACCAAUCACAGUUGACAGGUGAUGAUAAAAGCAGGUCAGUUAUAAAGGAGUCUUAUAAGGGGGAAAGGGAUUGUUAGUAAUGGAGACUGAGAAUUCUAUUGCUAGCAAUAUACCCAACCAGGUCGACCUCCUCGCGGUUCCCCCUGGAAACUAUCAUGGUUAAUUCCUGAUGAAUUCAUCAUGAUGAGCUAACUGGCCUGUUUUCAUUCUCAUCUAUCACCCUUCACUGGUGCUCAGCCAGCGUAUUCCGUUAGCGCAGGGCGGGGUUACCAUACCAUUUUCACCCAUCAAAAA